CACAAUAACAGUGACGAUCUCACUUUCCCCGCCCCGCGGCAUUGAAUGUGGAAAUUAUUAUUAUUUCUUAAUUAGGUGCUUGUUUGUUUUUUUAUUAUUAAAGGAGGACAUACACCUAAGAAAAAAACCGUUGUGUUCACUUUGAUAUAGGAAAAACUGUAGGUGUUUUCGUGUUUGGAUGAGUUCAACGCCGCUAAAGAGGUCGUACCGGGAUCUGCCGGUGUGGAUCGUGGAGGACCACCACCAUGUGGUGCAGCACAUAUACAGGGCCAUCGCCUCAAGACAUCUCCCACCGAGUAAUAUCAAGAUGAUUCAUUUGGACUCGCACCCAGAUCUUCUCAUCCCAGUCAACAUGUCUGCUGACACAGUCUUUGAAAAAGAAAAACUCUUCAGUGAGUUGAGUAUUGAAAACUGGAUAAUGCCCAUGGUGUAUGCUGGUCACGUGUCCAGUGUGGCGUGGUUGCAUCCAUACUGGGCCCAGCAAAUCCGAGACGGAGAACAGAAAAUGUGUGUUGGUCGAGACUCGUCAACCACCACCAUCAGAGUUUCCAGCACAGACAACUACUUCCUCAGUGACGGUCUGUUUGUCUGUGAGGAGCAGCUGGAGAACUCCAAGCCUUUCACACUCAGUGUCAUUCGAGUGAAUUCUGUCAAACCAAGCUGUGAAUCUCUUCCAGGGCCUGAGGCUGAGGCUAAAUGCUCAGCCAAAAGAUGUUGUACUGAGAGGAGUGAAAACGGGGAGACCAGUUGUCCGCGCACUGCUUCCCCACCCGCCACAUCAGUCCAGCCAGCAGAGGCCAGCGACAGAAGGGCAGGCGUGAGCAACAAAGAUGGUGAAGACGAUGAUGGAUCAACGAGUUAUGUUCUUGGGAGACUGGCUUUACUUCUUGGUCCAACUGAGCCGUUCAUCCUGGACAUUGACUUGGACUUCUUUUCCUGUAAAAACCCCUUCAGAGAGCUUUAUACAGAGGAAGAAUUCUCCAUCCUCAAAGAGCUAUACAACUUCAGAGAACCCAGCCCAAAUGCGGAUAAGGAGGAGGUUGAAGAGUGUGUAGAGCUUCGUGUUCGUCAGUUAGAAGACCUUGAAGCAGCAUUUGCUGACCUGUUGGAGGACGACGGAGAUGAGACUGUUUCACGCUGGGCCGGCAACCCAGGAUUGUCAUCUUUAACCCAACUGAUUUCUAGUUUGAAGGCAAGAAAUCCUUCUCCUGACUAUGAAAUGGUUCACCAGGCGGGGUUAACCUGCGACUCUGCAGAGCUUCCUCACCAUGUCAGCACUGACGAGGAGAUUGAUAGACUCAUCUCAGCUGUGCGGCGUUUCCUCACCGCUUUACCCAAACCUACUCUGGUCACCAUGUCUAGAUCUAGUCUGGAUGAAUACUGUCCUAUCGAACAAGUGGAUUCAAUCCAACAUAGAGUUCUCACUGCACUUGAGAGUCUGUAUGGAGUUCUAGACUUACAUGAAGACUAUGAAAAGUGCAAGACAGACACUCAAGACUGCCAGCCCCAGGCUACAUAACAAACACACCAAAAUACACCAUUUCUUGAUGACAUCUCUGGAGUUUACAUCCAAGACACUGGGUGGAAAAUGAAAAUGUUGUGAAUUGUUUAAUGGCUGAAUAUCGAGAUGCUACAAGGAUCCAGGUUCAAACUAAGCAAAACUAAUCUACAUUUGUACAACAUCCUGAGAACUGACAAAAAAAAAGAUUAAAACAUCACUUCAUAAUAAU
Messenger RNA from Oryzias latipes (Japanese medaka), 1730 nucleotides. RefSeq names its product chromosome 17 C5orf22 homolog (gene c17h5orf22). Lineage: Eukaryota; Metazoa; Chordata; Actinopteri; Beloniformes; Adrianichthyidae. The record is from RefSeq and is a predicted model, not a curated record.